Molecule: messenger RNA, 3359 nt
Organism: Solea solea (common sole)
Lineage: Eukaryota; Metazoa; Chordata; Actinopteri; Pleuronectiformes; Soleidae
Gene: snap47
Product: synaptosome associated protein 47
Exons: 5
Coding region: 220-1503 (427 amino acids)
Biological process (GO): synaptic vesicle priming; synaptic vesicle fusion to presynaptic active zone membrane; exocytosis
Cellular component (GO): SNARE complex; plasma membrane
Molecular function (GO): syntaxin binding; SNAP receptor activity
Source: RefSeq, a predicted model, not a curated record
AGAAGACCAUGGGUAACGUAAUGCUGAGCCCGACGAGAUAAUGUCGAUUAAUUUGGUUUGGGACGAAUAUAAUUUACCAAGAAUUAACGAAUUACAUUAUAACUGUUAUUAUAUUAUAUUACUCUUGUCAAGCGGCCAGUUGGAUAGAAACCCGAAGCUGUCCGACUCUUUAUAUAUGCUGUGAAGAAGAAGAAGUGAAUCUGUGUGCCUACUUCCAUAAUGAGCCGGGACCAUCCUAUCCACAGCUGGCCCGGCUCCUAUUACAUAAACAGUGAGAAACGAUGGGAAAAUGGCACCCUCUCCCUCACCAGGACCAUUGUGCGCUUCGUCUCCAACCAGAGUAAAGAGAGUCUUAUUAGCUUCCGCCUCUCCCGUAUCAUGGAGAUCAAGAUGGAGUCGUCCAGCUUCAUUUUCAGCACUCUCACCGUUCUUGAAGAGGGCAACGUGAAACACUGGUUUGGUUCCCUGAAGCCCAACAGAGUGGUGGUAUAUAAUGUGUUGGAACAUUUCUGGAGGGAACGCCUGCUGUCCCCCAGCUCAGAGGCCCACGGUGCUGAGUCUCAGCCUUCUAAAGGCAGAGAGCUGAUCAGCCUGAUGGCAGGAGCCCAGAGACGACUGGAGGACACCGGCAGAGUCCUCAGCCACCAAGGAGAGCAGUUUGAUAAUAUGAUGCAGGGACUUGAGAAUAUUGACUCUGACCUGGGCGUGGCUGAUAAACUUUUGUCACAGCUGGAGUGUCCCCCCUGGUGGCCUUUUGGUAAACUCCCCUGGAGGACCCAUCAAGAAGCCAAGGCUGAAGAUGCUGCAAGAGCUGCAGCAUCUGCUUCUGCUGCUGCUUCAGCUGGCAGGGAGUCUGUUAGAAAUAAGGUGAUUGCAAGUAUCCCUGCUGUCAUGUCGAAAGGGGAAGACUCUGACUUGAAACCAGGAUGCUUGGUAGUGCUGGUGUCCUCACUGGAGGUGCGGGACAGAAAUUGCCAGCUCCUUCAUCGCUUUGAACGAAAUGAGAUAGACGAAAUCAGGGUCAAGAGUCCUUAUGAAAUUGCUGUCAGACAGCGCUUUAUUGGGAAGCCAGACAUAUGCUACAGAUUCCUGUCUGCCAAGAUGCCAGAAGCAUUGUCACUGUUGGGGAUGCAAUAUAAAAAGAAGAUGGAGUUUACAAGGGAAUACAUUGCUUUCAAGGGAACUCCAGCUUCAUCUCCAUGUGACAGAGAAGGGACUAACUGGGAUGAAGGUUUGUCACAGAGGUGCCAAGAGACAGAGCUCCCACUGGAGGUCCCAGCAGGAGAGCUGUCCCAGCUGCACGUGCAUGUCCUCCAACCAUCUGUCAGUCAGGCUGAGGCCCAGGAACUUAAACAGAUGCUGAUGCAGCUGAAGAACCUUGCCCUGGAGGCAGAGACAGAGCUGGAACGGCAGGAUGAAGUCCUGGACGUCCUGACCAGCUCCACUGACAGAGCCACCAUGCACAUAGAGAAGCACACCUGCCGUAUGAAAAGACUGCUAUAGAUCUGACAGGCCAGCUGAUGCAUUUGGUCAAUAUGUCCCUACUGGGAAAUGCUCUAUUGCAUUUUGAGAACACUGGGAAACAGCAGUCAGGAUUUAUAUAUGCUCAAAAGUAGUUUAGAUUAAUUUAUUUUUUUGGCAUUGCAUGAGAUGGCACACUUAAAACAGAUAAACACUAAAAUCCUUAAAAUUUGCUCAUCUGUUUUAACUAUUUUUAGUAGGAUUAUGAAUUUAAAAAUAAUAAGGAGGUAAGCAUUUCUUAAUGCUUUUUCUUUGUUUGUUUAAAAAAAAAAGAAGUGUUUAGUGAUUAAUGGGAUUCUUUCUCGAUGUCAUAAGUUAAUCCUUUUGUUCAAACCCUGUUUUGUUGUUUAUCAUGUUGUGGAAUUGAAUUCAAACAUGUGUGACUGCGAAAAAUCAGGCAUUCUAAUGAAAGGUGUGUCUGUGAUCUGCACUUUGAAUGUGUGGCCUGCAGCCCUUGGCAGCAGUGUCUACCAUUGUUAUUGUAAAAUUUUGUUUGGAUGCUGUCAGCUUAACAACUGACAUCUUGAAAGCACAUUUUUCCUUAUUUUCUUACUUUAAGGGAAUUCAAUAUCAAAACAACAUCCUGUAUUUAAUCACAUCUUGAAUCAUUGUUUUCUGGAGAGGUCAGUGUGGGCCAAAUAUUUCCAGUAGGUGUUAGUUCUGUAAUGCUAAUACGAACCUGAUUGCCAUUGAGGAGAAAUAACUCAGCCAUUGAUGGAAGUAGUACUAAUGGCCUAAUGGCCUACUUACUUACUCUUACUGACAAUAAUUGUGGUGGAAAGACAGUGAGGGAUCCAUAUUGGUGCAUUAUUGACUGCCUUUGGUUGAUCAUGGCACCUGUAUUUGAUCCGGGGCAAUAGCAUGAAUUCACAGUGCAUGAGAGGACAUACAACAGAGUACACCAUUUACAGACCGAGGCGGAAACAUUAAUUGCAACGUCAAUUAAGAGUAAAACGGACAUUAGAAAGCAAAAAAAGAAGACAUAAAUAUAACUGCAACUAAUUCAAAAGAAACUGCAUGCUUUUUAAUAGGUGUGAUAUACAAGACUGACAAAACAGACAGUGAACAGUAAAAAAAGAAUCAAAUUAUUGUCAAAGAAAGUGAUCCAUAGGCACAUACCUCCACAUGCCACUUUGAACACAUUGAAUGCCCUAUAUUACAAUGUCAAACGAUACAAAGAAGGUUUCUGUGUCCACACUGCAUUUGGUCAUCUCUAAAAUCAUAGGUUUGUCCUUGUGUCAUGUCCUGCCCCUCCACAAAAAGGUUUUGUAGUUUUUGAGGAAUCCUGCUGGAGGUAAUAAUGGGCCAACCUAAUAUGUGCACAAAGGAGUCAGUGAUAGAUUACCAUCUUUACUUGCUAAGAAUAUUCCUGUCCUGAUGAUUUGACCCUCCUAGGUGUGAUGGGGCCACUUAUUCCUCAGACAUACAUUUAACACAUUGUCGUAGUGUUGCAUGUCUCAAUAUUACUGCUUUGUACUGUAUUGAUUGGAAAUGUCCUCUUCUUAUUAUAAACACAUGGGCCUUUUGCAGAAAGCAGAAAGCUUUCCUCUCUGUGUGUUCUUUUUUUAAAUAUACAUACUUUUAAACAUGCUAAUAUCUACUGUAUAUGACUUGCUUAAGACUGACGCUAUUCUGCAGCUAUUCGCUAUCUGUAUUUUCUGUAAAGAGCUGAUAUACUGUAACACUGUAAUUUCACUGUGGCGUGUUAUCACUGUAAAUUUGUUUGCGGUUAUAUUGUAUAUUAUAUAUUUAUUUAACCUUUAUUCUGUUUGAAAAAAAAAUUGUAUUUUUACUGUUUAGAGAUGCUUCUUUCUGCUGAUUAUACAAAUUAAUUUUAA